Micropterus dolomieu (smallmouth bass) is the source of this 3551-nucleotide messenger RNA. It is a transcript of the gene tmeff1a, whose product is annotated as transmembrane protein with EGF-like and two follistatin-like domains 1a. The transcript is spliced from 10 exons. Gene Ontology annotation, molecular function: protein binding. The record is from RefSeq and is a predicted model, not a curated record. Bases 568 to 1674 code for a protein of 368 amino acids. NCBI's taxonomy places the organism in Eukaryota, Metazoa, Chordata, Actinopteri, Centrarchiformes, Centrarchidae.
CUCUCACGUGACCAGCCUGUCUGUCCUCUCCUCAGUCCGGAUCUCUUUGUUGUGGUUGCAGCUGCUGCUCUCUUUACGCACCGCGUCUCCGCUCCAGCCGGAGCCGUGUACCGCUUCACCGCCGCGCGGACAGACACAGCCGGAGCGACUGGGAACCGGGACGUGCAGGGUCGCUACGUGCGCGACAUCCCGCAGAUAUACGCUGAAUUACAUCAAUAUACCUCAAAGGACGCGGAGCUUCGGGUGCGGAGGACGGACUGAUGGCGAGAAUGCUGCCGCUGCCUCCUCUGCUUCCUCUCUGGACACACCGGACCGCCUCCGAGGCUUCCUGAACGCGGAAUCAGGCGAGGAGCUCCCUGCACAUUCCUCCAUCUUCACCACAGACUUCUGCGCUCUCUCUGCUGCUUUCUCUCCAGCCUUUGGCGCUCUCCUGUCAGCGGGACACAGCGUGAGGCAGCCGGGGUGUUAGGCUAUCUUUUGCGGGAUUACGCUCAAUUGUUUGCACGCCUUUUAAACUGUAUCGAGUACCGAGUGAUUUGUCCGCCUGUCUCUGGAGAUUGGAUCACCAUGGUGUCAGGCCCUGGAAGGUGUUCCGGGCGUCCCGGCGGGGUUGUCCGGUACCUGGCGUCCGCCUGCCUGCUGUCUCUGCUGCUCUACCUGCCGGAGGCUCGGGCGUCCUAUAGCCCACAGAGCGGAGAGUGCAAAGGCAAAGGGAAGGACUGCACAGAUCUGUCAGAGAAGAAGAGCGACCUGAGGGUUUGCGAUGACUCCACCUGUCGAUUCGGAGGCGUCUGCAGAGACGACGGAGCUCAGCUCAAAUGCGUCUGCCAGUUCCAGUGCCACAAACACUACGUCCCUGUGUGCGGCUCAAACGGAGACACCUACCAGAACGAGUGCUACAGGCGACAGGCGUCCUGCAAACAGCAGAGAGUCAUCUCCCGGGUGUCCGACGGGCCCUGCUCCGCCGAUCCUGGUUCCGGCUCAGGAGACGGAGACGAUGAUGAGGGGUCGGCCUCUGACGUUGGGAAGAAGUUCACCAAGUGCAGCACGUGUAAAUACGGAGCCGAGUGUGAUGAAGACUCGGAGGACGUCUGGUGCAUAUGUAACAUCGACUGCAGCGGCCACAAUGAAAACCCGGUGUGUGCCACUGACGGGAACUCCUACAACAACCCCUGUCUGGUCCGAGAGGCGUCGUGUAUGAAGCAGGAGCAGAUCGACGUCAAACACCUGGGCAGAUGCCCCGCUGAUAAAGAGAAACUGGGGAAGAAAGACGACAGCAGUCCUUUCAAAGUAAACGUCUUAGAAACCACAGGUCUGGACCACGGUGACGGUUUCUACGCCGGGAUGCCGAUCCCCUGCGCUGACAGCUACGCCGGCUUCUGUGUUCACGGGAAAUGUGAAAUCAAAUACAACAUGGCCACCUGCAGGUGUGACGCAGGCUACAAAGGCUCUCAGUGUGACGAGCCUCAGGACUUCAACAUCCUCUACGUGGUUCCCAGUGGACAGAAGCUGCACUACGUCCUCAUCGCCGCCAUCAUCGGCGCCGUGCAGAUCGCCAUCAUCGUCGCCGUGGUGAUGUGCAUCACAAGGAAAUGUCCAAAAAACAACAGGGGUCGCCGGCAAAAACAAAACCUGGGACACUUUUCCUCGGACACUAACUCCAGGAUGGUAUAGCCGUGUUUGUCUGCGUUCUUUUUGAUAAGUGUUUUCUUACGGCGUGGGAAUACCAUUUUUUUAACGGUAGACGUGUAGUAUUAAUUAUUAUUUUUCUCUCCUGGGAAACCGUAAAAAAAAGAAGAAUGAGAAUAUUUAUUUAAGGGGCCUUAAUUUCUCUAUUUUGUUUCUGGAUGGAAUCGUUGCACAUUCAUUUGCACGAUCAGGAUUUGUCUUUCUUUGCCGCAAGACCAACAACAAGGAGGCGAUUCGUCAAAACUCGCUGUCACUUUACAUCGUUACCAUGUUCGGAUGUCUUAAUUACUUUAAAAUGAUUCAUUAGAGGAUUUGUUUAAUGCAUUAUAAAUACGGUACCUUUUGGUAAACUGCUAACAGAGUAAUGGCCGCCCCUGUGGAAUGUGAUAUUUAUUGAAAAGGAUUAUUUCGACGCCCCUCUCUGUUUUACCUUUUACUAAUAAUGUGCAGCUGAUCACCAAAUGCAGUUUUAAUUAGUCUGUUUUUGUAGGAGGUGAGUGGGGGCAGCCAGUGAUAUAGAUACUGUAUGUUUACACUUAUUCUUUGGUAUGAAAGUCCAUGUAAAGACUUCACUGUGUUCAAACAAGCUAAUAAUUUAUUAUUAUUAUUAUUAUUUUCUUUAAAGUAGUUUUUACUUUUUAUGUUAACUUUUAUUUUAAACGUUGGUUUCUAAAAUUCUAGUUGCUGUAUAUUCGCAUGACUUGUGAAAACUGUGUACUGUGGUGUAGUUUUAUCUUUGUAAAAGAAGAGCCGACGGCCGCCUCCAUCUCUGAGCCGCAGAGAUCCGAUGGAGAUGGAAAUCCCGGAGAACAUGGCGGGGGAAGGUUUUAGUCGGUGUUAAAGAAAGGAAUGUGUUAUGUCUUUACCCGCACCAGAAAUAACAAAAGAAAACACUUGGUGGGAAACACUGAGUUCCCCUGAAACCACUUCAGCUUUGACGAGGAACAGAUUCGUGUUGAUUUUGACGCUCAGAGGCAGGAAUGUUUUUUGCAUCUUCGCCCGAGCGAAGUCUGAAUUCAGAGGAUUGUAAAGGAAGUGUGUCGACUGUUUCGGGGGAUUGAAGGACUGACUGCGCACGGAGGUCAACUCUAAAUAAUAUUUUUUAUGUAAGUCUUGGUUGCUCAGAUUGCUGUAAUCAAGGCUUUUCUUUUGAAUGUGAGAGAAUAAUUCUGUCAUUUGUUUUAGUUUUUGCAUUUGCUCCUCAGCGAGACAUUCCAAGCACAGAGGAUCCCAUACAAAAAAAAAAACUACAAUAAUCCCAUAGGCAAUAUUCAGACUUUACAGUUCUAAUGUUCCUUAAAGAUGCCAUUUUCUUCUGGUAUUUACAUGUGAUCAGAUACAGUUCCUCCAGAUAUUAGUCAGUCAUUAAAGUCUCUUAGCGUAUUAAUGUUACGAAGACAUGUACUGUGUGUAGAAAGGUAAAUAACAACCAUAACACUAGGCAUCAAUCAAUCCUAAGAGUAUGUGGACAGGAACUUUACAUCCAGUGAAUGACAAUGCUUUUCCUGUGUUGUCCCCUUGUGUCCCUGAGUUCAACCUGUUAUAAAACGCACAAAAAGGCAGAACUUUUCUUGUAGAAGAAGUCUCAUCAUUUAAUUUCUAAUUGUCAGAAUCUUUAAAUCUUGCUCUUGAGCAUAAACUCCACUUCCGUCCCCCCUCAACACUCUCAGGCCCCAUCCACACUACUGCGUUUUGGUUUGAAAACACAGACCUUUUGUUACAUUUGCACGUCCCGUCCAGACUAAAACGGCAGAAACGAAGACCUAAAACGGAGAAUUUUGAAACCGCUGCCGACCCCGCUGUUCGUUUUAAAAUUCCGGCCAGCGUUUUAGUGCGGACGGGCAAAAACAUAGGACUUUAGA